AUGGCGUCAGGGCAGGGUGGCCGACUGGAGGCCGGGGCAUCAGGGAGCUCCGGCCUGGCCAAACCUCUCUACCUGCAGCGCUUGGAAAGAUCCCUGAGGUUGGACAGUUUCCUGCGCCAGACUGCUGCCAUCUUCAACGGAGAUAUAACCAGUGAUGACAGCGAUGACAGCGAUGGCGCGCUGGGGACAGGGCUAUCCCUGGACCCCUCACUCACUCAGCACUCAGCUUUGACGGUGAAGAGUGAGCCGUGUGAGCAAGGGGACGGGCUGUCAGAGGGGAAGCCUCUCAACGGAGUUCUGCUGCAGGGUAAAGAUCAGAAGGCAGAUAAAGCUAGCCUCUACAAUUUCUCCAAGCUGAAGAAGAACAGGAAAUGGCUCAAGAGUAUCCUGUUGAGUGACGACACCACAGACUCGGACACGGACUCAGAUGACUCCGACUUCAGUUUGUCUCGGGAGGAGCUGCAUGACAUGCUGAGGCUACAUCGCUACACCAGGCAGCAUCAGAGCAAGUUCCACUCCGACCGGGAGCUUCACCAAUAUCAGUAUUACAGCACUGGACUCCUCUCUACCCAUGACCCCUUCUAUGAGCAACAGCGCCACCUACUGGGCCCGAAGAAGAAGAAAAUCAAAGAUGAGAAGAAAUUCAAGGCCAAACUGAAGAAGGUGAAGAAAAAGAAGAAACGAGGAGAUGGAGAGUUUCUGGACGACGGGCGUCCUUAUAUCACCAAGAUCUUCGCAAAGUUUUCCCACGAUGCUCCGCUGCCCAUGGUGAAGAAGAAACAUCUCACCAUCGAGCAGCUGAACGCACGGCGACGUAAGGUCUGGCUCACCAUCGCUAAAAAGGAGAUUCCCAAGUCGUACAAGCAGAAGACCUCUGCUAAGAACUUAGUAUUGACCAAUGCUAAAAAGUUGGCUCAUCAGUGCAUGAGAGAGGUUCGGCGUGCAGCCAUCCAGGCUCAGAAGAACUGCAAGGAGACGUUACCGCGGGCUCGCCGCCUCACCAAGGAGAUGAUGCUUUACUGGAAGAAAUACGACAAAGUGGAGAAGGAGCACAGGAAGAGGGCGGAGAAGGAGGCCCUGGAGCAGCGGAAACUGGACGAAGAGAUGAGAGAAGCCAAGCGUCAGCAGCGUAAACUGAAUUUCCUAAUCACCCAGACGGAGCUGUAUGCUCAUUUCAUGGGCGGUAAAGCCAACACGGGGGGUCCAGAAGGAGACACUGAUCAGGAGGACAUUCUGAGUAAGCUGGAAGACACUGCGGCGCACAGACAGAUUGACAUCGGAGGAGGUGUGAUGGUCAACAUGAAUCAGGAGGACUACGAUAGCGAUUACUACAAGGCCCAGGCGUUGAGAAAUGCCAAAGAAGCCUACCUGAUUCAUCAAGAGAAAACGCGGAUGUUUGACGAGGAGGCUAAGGACAGUCGCUGCGCGUCGCUACACACAGACGUCGGCUCGUCCUCGGGCGCCGGCUCCGGGUUCGGAGAGAGCUACAGCCUCGCCAACCCGUCCAUCCAUGCGGGCGAAGAGAUCCCUCAGCCCACCAUCUUCGACGGGAAACUCAAGGGUUACCAACUGAAGGGCAUGAACUGGCUGGCCAACCUCUAUGAACAGGGAAUCAAUGGAAUCCUGGCAGAUGAGAUGGGACUGGGGAAGACAGUCCAGAGCAUCGCCCUGUUGGCACACUUAGCAGAGAGAGACAACAUCUGGGGUCCGUUCCUGAUCAUCUCUCCUGCAUCCACUCUCAACAACUGGCAUCAGGAGUUCACCCGCUUUGUGCCCAAAUUCAAGGUGUUGCCAUACUGGGGAAAUCCUCACGAUCGCAAGGUGAUUCGGAAAUUUUGGAGCCAGAAAACCCUUUACACGCAAAACGCACCGUUCCAUGUGGUGAUCACGAGCUACCAGCUGGUGGUCCAGGACGUCAAGUACUUUCAGAGGGUCAAGUGGCAGUACAUGGUUCUGGAUGAGGCCCAGGCGCUGAAAAGCAGCACCAGUGUUCGGUGGAAAAUCCUCCUGCAGUUCCAGUGUCGAAACCGUCUGCUGCUCACCGGGACGCCCAUCCAGAACACGAUGGCUGAGCUGUGGGCCCUGCUGCACUUCAUCAUGCCCACGUUGUUUGAUUCCCAUGAAGAGUUUAACGAGUGGUUCUCCAAGGACAUCGAGAGCCACGCCGAAAACAAGUCGGCCAUCGACGAGAACCAACUUUCCAGACUGCACAUGAUCCUCAAGCCUUUCAUGCUGCGCCGAAUCAAGAAGGAUGUGGAAAACGAGCUCUCGGACAAGAUCGAGAUCCUGACCUACUGCCAGCUGACGUCCCGGCAGCGGCUGCUCUACCAGGCUCUGAGGAACAAGAUCUCCAUCGAGGACCUGCUGCAGUCCUCCAUGGGCACGGCCCAGCAGUCCCACACCACCACCUCCUCCCUCAUGAACCUGGUCAUGCAGUUCAGGAAGGUGUGUAACCACCCCGACUUGUUUGAGCGCCAGGAGACACGCUCUCCUUUCCACAUGUCCCUCAAGCCCUACGUCAUGUCUAAGUUCCUCUACCGCCACGGCCUCGUCCACGCACAAAACCAGGCCAGAAACAAAUUACUUCAAGUGCUGCUGUCUCCGUUCUCUCCAAAUCACAUCCAGCAGUCUCUUUUCCACAGAAAAGGUGAUGACAAAGGAAGCUGUUUCUCCUUCCUGCGCUUCAUCGACGUCUCACCGGCUGAGAUGUCCAAUCUCAUGCUGCAAGGCACCUUAGCCAGAUGGUUAGCCCUUUUUCUGUCCCUGAAAGCUGCAUAUCGGCUCCACCACCAGCGCCUGUUUGGCCUCGAAGAAGAGGGUCAAGAGGAAGCCGGAGCCUCUCAGGGGGAGAGGGGAAGGUUGCAGCCCAGGAGUACGUGUCUGUCUCGCAAGGACCUCAUUCUGUGGCUGAACAGACCCACCAAUUUCCCCAACACGCACACCAGCCCUGUCGUACAGAACUUGGUGUUCACAGCCUUAAGACCCGGCAUGAUGGGACACACAGACGUGACGAUCCACAGUCGAAACUCUUCCACCUCCACGCUACGGCCCUGCCAGCUCACACUGCCACCCAAGUUCCUGCUAGCUGCCGCGCCCAGGGUGACAGCAGUUCCCAUGGAGCGUUAUUGCGACGACCGCAGUGCAGAGUACGAGUGGCGGGUGACACGCAGCGGAGGGGGCACGGUCUUCAAACAGUGCUUCCUCUACGGCUCCCCCGAACUCGCCUCAGACUGGCGCACGAGGGCCAAUGCCUUCCACCCACAAUGCCCCGGGGGUGUGAUGGCCCUCUACCCGCGACAUGGAUGGUCCUACAUCCGGAUACCUGAUAAGGAGAGCCUGAUCACGGAAAGUGGCAAGCUGCACACCUUGGACAUCCUGUUGAGUCGGCUAAAGGCCCACGGACACCGAGUCCUCAUCUACUCCCAAAUGACCCGCAUGAUAGACCUGCUGGAGGAGUACAUGGUUUAUCGUAAGCACACCUACAUGCGCCUCGAUGGAUCCUCCAAGAUUUCUGAGCGCAGAGACAUGGUGGCUGACUUCCAGAGCCGGACGGACAUCUUUGUCUUUCUGCUGAGUACGAGGGCCGGAGGGCUCGGCAUUAACCUGACUGCUGCUGACACUGUCAUCUUCUACGACAGCGACUGGAACCCCACGGUGGACCAGCAGGCCAUGGACAGAGCCCACAGGCUGGGUCAGACCAAGCAGGUCACCGUCUAUCGCCUCAUCUGUCAGGGGUCCAUCGAGGAGAGGAUCCUGCAGCGGGCCAAGGAGAAAAGCGAGAUCCAAAGGGUGGUGAUCUCUGGAGGCAACUUCAAACCAGACACACUCAAACCCAAAGAGGUGGUCAGCCUGCUGUUGGACGACGAUGAGCUGGAGAAGAAAUUGCGUCAGAGACAGGACGAGAAGAGGCAGCUGGAGGAGUGCAGCAAGGUGAAAGAGCGCAAGAGGAAGAGGGACAAGUAUGCCGAGAAGAAGAAGAACAACGAGGAGUCGGAGAACAAGAAGAAGAAGGAGGUGAACCUGGUCAUCUCUCACGCGCCCUCGGCAGACAACUCCAACCUCUCUGCAGACGGAGACGACUCCUUCAUCAGCGUCGAGAUGGACUCGGCCAUGCCCAGUCCCUUUAGUGAGAUCUCCCUGAGCAGCGAGCUCCAGCCCGGCUCGUUGCCCCCGGAUGCCGACGCCGACGAGAGCAGCAGCGACAUGCUGGUCAUCGUGGACGAUCCGGUGUCCUCCGCGCCGCAGUCCCGCGCCACCAACUCCCCCUCGUCUGUGUCCGGAUCGGUCUCUGACAACAUGAACGGUGUUUCAGCCUCGGAAACGAUCAGUCCUGGCAGAGGAUGCAGGUCUGGGCGGAGUCGGGGGCGGCCCAAAGGAUCAGGAAGCGGGACUAAGUGUGGAGGGAAAGGACGUGGACGCAAGUCAACGGCAGGCAGCGCAGCGGCCAUGGCAGGAGCGAUGGCUGGGGCGGCAGCUGCAUCUGCAGCAGCUUAUGCUGCGUACGGUUACAGUGUUUCUAAAGCAGGCCUCGCUGCAUCCAGCCUCGCUGCAUCCAGCCCCCUGCAGCCUUCCCUGGGCCGGUCCGGUACCAGCCCCGCCUUCAACCCCAGCAGGAGCUCCUCUCCCCAGGCCAGAGGAGGCGCCUCCACCCCGAGCCCCCAAAAACAGCUGGCCCAAAGCCACCACCACCACCACCACCACCACAGCAGCAGCAGCAGCCACGGCACUGCCAGGAAAGGCAAGGGCCCCGGCGGUCCUGGGGCGCGAUAAAUAAUGCACACACACACGCUGUACACACAUGAAUGUGCCCUCACACACACACGCACAAACUGUCUCAAUAUAGAACACACACACACAGAUAACUGACCUACUCUCACUGUGACGCCCUACGCCUAAACUAAUAGGGAAUACAGUAUAUAUAUACAAAGUAACAGAGGCUCACUACCUGGAGGACCAUGUUGUGGCAACUAAAAUGACCCUCUUGACACCUACACACACACACACACACACACACGGUCAUUUGAAGGUACAGUCCCUACCAGCCUCCAACAUUUCUUCAGUUUCAUUUUAACGUGUCCGGGUCAGUGGACAAAAAUCUGCCUUGAAUAUUUUUGUUUGCGUCGCAACAAGAGUAUUUCCAAGUGCUUUCUGAGAAGACAGACUGUACUUUUCUAUUCGUGACAGGAAACUCUUUUGAUCGGCUACCUAGCUGUGACGUGAACCAACACAUGUAGCUUAAAGGGCUUUGAGAUGUUCGCCCAGUUUAGGGGAGGCAAAGGAGUUUCCGUCAAAAUGCACUGAGCCACGUCUUCCAUGUUUUUUUUUUUGUUGGCGUUAUUGAUUCUCAUACAUGUACAUUAGGUUAUUUAAUUGUUCUGUAGAUACGCUCAGUGCAAACUGGUGGAUGGUUGUGCAUUUCACAGAGCUUAAUGUGAACCCUUACAAACCCACACCUUACCAAACCAUAAGCUUUUCUACUAAAGCUCCUAUUUUUGUAAUAAAACGACGUGAGUACCCACACCGACAUGGCAGGUCUUAACAUUUUGAAAAUCCGUAAAAGUGUAUUCCCGUACAGACGCAAAUGAAACCCGAUGAUAUAUUUUUUGUCUGAUGGGAAAAUGAAUGAAUGGAUGACGUGAAAAAUGAUAUUCCAAAAUGAGGGGGUACUGGUUGAUCCGGCAAUGCUGCUAACGGUAAAUUUAUGAAUCACUCAGAUUAUUUGGUUGUCUAUAUUUAAGUUAUUUGAGUUAUGUUUAAAAAAAAAAAAAUGGCAAUUUUCAUGCUAAUUGCGAAAUGGGGUUAUUCACCUGUAAAACAGUGUACAUUGUACUGAAGCCAUUUUUUUAUUUUUCCGAAAUUAGUUUUUUGUGAUGAGGAGUCUGUGGUUCUCUUUGAUGUCAUUGAUGUUUUAGGAAGAAAAAAAACAAGAAGAAGUUUGCAUCAGUGUCCUGAGUUGAGCACUACAUGUUAUCGGUUUGUUUGUUUUGUGUUAAUAGUGUGAUUAAAAUAUGAUGUUCUAUAUUGAUUGUACAUAAUGAUGAGAGCGACAUUUCCUCUGGCUUUUCCCUCAUUUGCCUGUCUAUUUUUAUAGGUCAUGUGUACAUAUGAAGAAAAUGCAUCUGCCGUUUUACUAACAGGAGGAGCCAACUGAGAAUAAAAGAGUGCUAAAUCAGCA
Molecule: messenger RNA, 6175 nt
Organism: Sebastes umbrosus (honeycomb rockfish)
Lineage: Eukaryota; Metazoa; Chordata; Actinopteri; Perciformes; Sebastidae
Gene: ino80
Product: INO80 complex ATPase subunit
Exons: 35
Coding region: 1-4770 (1589 amino acids)
Biological process (GO): chromatin remodeling; DNA repair; DNA-templated transcription
Cellular component (GO): nucleus; Ino80 complex
Molecular function (GO): ATP hydrolysis activity; histone binding; DNA binding
Source: RefSeq, a predicted model, not a curated record